AUGGUUUAUGACGAAGAAGAGCGUACAAUCAACCAGUGGAGAAUCAUGGUUGCUGAAUUAUCCAUCGUUGUUGCUGAAUUAGCCAUUGCUAUUGCUGAAUUAUCCAUUAGUGCUGAAUUAUCCAUCGUUGUUGCUGAAUUAGCCAUCAUUAUUGCGGAAUUAUCCAUUACAAGCAUACUUCGGAUUUUUUUUACUUCGUUAACCCGCAGAACAAAUCCAAUGACGUCACAAUUCUUUUGUUUUGGUCGGAGUGAUGAUGCCGCUGAUAUUCCUGUUGAUGUUACUAUAGAAACAUCAAAUUUAGAAGGGCUUGGUGAUGUAGGAGGACUUGAUUCAGCGAUGAUCGAAACGUUUCCAGUAUUUGUUUACAUUGAUGUGAAGAAUCUAGACCUUAAAAUUAUGCUCGCCGGAACCGCUCUUAAUGUAGGUGAUGCUGUAAUUGAUGUAUAUGAAGACGAUGAAAACCCUUCCGAAGGGACGGUGGUUUCUGAAUUAGAACAUCAUGAAGAGAACCGGGAAUCAAUUCCUUUGCUACGGAACUCAGAAAAAAUGGUUGAUCGUAUAAACCAUGACAAUGAGAUGAGCCAGUUAAAUGCUAGUAAGAAUAUACUAAGAUCCGUAAACCGGCCUACAGCACAACUCCAGAGAUCACAUUCAACUGGCCAUUCAUUGAUACGACAAGGCCUGGAGAAUAGUGAGAGGUAUAUGUUACGAUUACCAGAUGAUGUGAAUUAUUAG
Papaver somniferum (opium poppy) is the source of this 738-nucleotide messenger RNA. Its product is annotated as RING-H2 finger protein ATL38-like. NCBI's taxonomy places the organism in Eukaryota, Viridiplantae, Streptophyta, Magnoliopsida, Ranunculales, Papaveraceae. The coding region runs from base 1 to 738 and encodes 245 amino acids. The transcript is spliced from 3 exons. The record is from RefSeq and is a predicted model, not a curated record.